Drosophila eugracilis is the source of this 2279-nucleotide messenger RNA. Its product is annotated as NHL repeat-containing protein 2. The transcript has 3 exons. The record is from RefSeq and is a predicted model, not a curated record. Gene Ontology annotation, molecular function: protein binding. The coding region runs from base 39 to 2207 and encodes 722 amino acids. Lineage: Eukaryota; Metazoa; Arthropoda; Insecta; Diptera; Drosophilidae.
AUGCUAGAAAUCUUAAGAAAAAAUUAAAAUUUGUUAAGAUGGAUGAUUUACCAGCUAUCGACAUUUUAACAUUUAUAACUGAAGAAUUGCUGCAAACCUAUAGAAGCAGAAGUGGUGAGGACGAUAGGGUUAGAGCCAUUACCGAGUUCCUACAGCGAUGGAAUAAAGAUUUCUCCAUUGCAAAACUGAAGACUAUACAUAUUGAAUUUGAUUCCGAUUUGGAUUGGUUUAAUGUAAGUGGUUCUUUAUCCUUAAAAGGACUGCAAGGAAAAGUUAUCCUUUUAGAUUUUUUCACCUACUGUUGUAUUAAUUGUAUGCAUGUAAUCCCAGAGCUUCUUCGUCUGGAAGAACGGUUUCCCGUUGAAAGCGGUUUUUUAGUAAUCGGAGUUCACAGUCCAAAGUUUGAAAAUGAAAGAGUUACGACAAACAUUUUGUCUGCCGUGCAACGAUAUGGAAUCACUCAUCCCAUUGUAAACGACUGGCAAUCUACUAUGUGGCGUACGGUUGGCAUACGCUGCUGGCCGUCCCUAUUAGUUAUCAGCCCCACUGGUAUACCCAUGUUGUUACUGAUGGGCGAAGGGCACGGAAAGUUCCUUCAUGAUUUUGUUGGUGCUGCUUUAUCAUUUUUCACUCAUCACGAAAAAAUUGACUUUUGUAGGUUACCAUCUAUUCAACUAUCCAGUAACUUAAAACCUGCUUCUAACUUGCGAUUCCCUUCAAAGAUAGCUCGAAGCCCUCUGGGCAAGUAUGCUAUUGCUGAUACUGGAAAUAACCGGGUGCUUAUUGUUGCUAACACCGGAUUAGUACAACACAAAAUUGGUGGAAAUCAGCCUGGAUUUGUUGAUGGUGCUUUAACAGUAGCACGAUUUAAUAAUCCACAAGGCCUAGCAUUUAUAAAUGAACAUGAUUUGAUUGUCGCUGACACUAAAAACCAUGCCCUUCGUAAGAUCUCGCUUACAAGUGGUAAGGUUGAAACUCUCGCUGGAACAGGCCUUCAGGGCAACGACCGUAUUGGUGGUCGCGUAGGACCUUUGCAACCUUUAUCGUCACCUUGGGAUGUUGCUAUUUUUCGAGCAAGAGACAUGGAUAUGUCUUUUCAUCUUGAUGAACAUAACGUGCCUGAAAAAACUAUUGUGCUUAUAGCUAUGGCCGGCACACACCAAAUUUGGGGAUAUUUCCCAGAAGGUAUAAUUUGGUGGAAGUUCCGCAAAUUUGAACCUCUUUGUUGUGUCUCAUUAAUUGGAAACGGUAUGGAAGAGAAUAGAAAUAAUUCUUACCCACAGAACGCAGCAUUCGCACAGCCCUCUGGCUUGGCUAUGGCAAACGACAUUUUGUACAUAGCAGACAGCGAAAGCUCAAGUAUACGGAAAGCUUCCAUGAUCGACGGAAAGGUUAUGCCUGUCGUUGGAGGUGAUCGUAACCCACUUAACUUAUUUGCCUACGGUGACAUUGACGGUAAAUUAUUUAAUGCGAAACUUCAACAUCCGCUCGGACUGGCUUACAAUAAUACACAUAAAAAGCUAUACGUGGCUGAUACUUACAAUCAUAAAAUCAAAGUUAUUGACACUGAUUUAAAUAUUAUUUUCUCCUUAAAAAUCAAGGGCCCAGAAGACGGUACUGAUAUUAUUUUCAAUGAGCCCUCUGGUUUGUGCUUGGACGCUAACGAACAAAAUAUUUUGGUAGCUGAUACCAAUAACCAUUUAAUACAUAAAAUAGAUCUAGUGACUAUGAUAGCAAAACCGUUUAUCUUAGAUUUUACCCAAAUUUCGUCGUCAAUUGAAACUAAUAUGCAAAAAUGUACAUUAAAGCAAAUUGAAACUCACGCUAUAAAAAACUUACCUCUAAGUGUUAUUCAAUCAAGUACGAUAUAUUUUAAUCUUCAACUUUCGCCUAAACUUAACUUUACAAAAGAAGCUCCUCAGAAGUGGAUACUAAAAACUGUAUGUCAAUCAGUGAAAGUAAGUCCUUCAAGCGGAACUAUACUUAAUGGAGUGUGUAAAUUGCAAGUGCAGGCUACUCAGCAUGAGAUCUGCUGUGAAAGUAGUGAUAUAUUAACUAUAGAAUUUGCAUUAAAUUUAUGUCUCUCAAAUUGUUGCCUUGUAAGGAAAUUUUCAGUUUCUAUAAUAAGGGACCCAAUUAUAAGAGAACACAUACCAGUUCAUAAUGUAAAAAUUUAUAUUGACGAUUCACAGAUAAACAUUUAUUAAAAAAGUUUAAAAUUAGUACUGGGCUUAAUUUAUACAUGUGUGGUUUUAAAUUAAAACUAGAAGAGAACGAUA